Molecule: messenger RNA, 1080 nt
Organism: Vanrija pseudolonga
Lineage: Eukaryota; Fungi; Basidiomycota; Tremellomycetes; Trichosporonales; Trichosporonaceae
Exons: 3
Coding region: 1-1080 (359 amino acids)
Biological process (GO): protein targeting to ER
Cellular component (GO): endoplasmic reticulum
Source: RefSeq, a predicted model, not a curated record
AUGCCCUCCUCCAGCUCGCUCCGCUCCCUGUGGACGCUCUUCGUCGACGUCGCGGCCGGCAUCCUCCUCGGAACAGUCGCGAGCGUGACCCCCGUGCGCACUUUGCGCGCCGCGUGGGUCCUCAUGCGCGGCAUCGAGCUGUUCCUCCUCGCGCUGCUCGUGUUCAAGGUCUGGUGGCUCAACGACUCGACGCUGCUCGCCAUCCGGUCGCAGGUGGACAAGCCCGAUGUUGCCUCGCACUCCCUGCUCGACGACUACGUGGUGGGCGCGGUGCGCGACUACGACUUUGGCCAGCUGGACCACUUCCACCGGCUGUGGAUCGCGCACUUUGUGCUCGCCGUCGGCCUGCACCUGUCGACUGGCAUCGUGCUCCUGCCGCUCCUCGCCAGCGUGCUGCUGUUCAAGCACAUCACGCUGCACCCCGUCGUGCGCGCGCACGUGCUCGAGCAGCGCGUCGCCCGCCCAUGGAACGGCAGCCCCGUGCCCCCGAACCCGCGCAACAAGGCGUCCUGGCUCGCCGUCUUCGGCGUGUUCGAGUCGGUGCCAACCACCACCACCACCACCACCACCACCACCACAACGGCAAAGGACGACGCCGCCCCGGCCUCGGGCCACGCGGGCUUUGCCGCCGCGUCCACGGGCACCAUGUCGCAGGCGGCCAUGCUCGGCCUCUGCCUCGAGCAGGUGGCCGCCGAGCUUUCGGGCAUGGGCGCGGCCGUUAUGCAGGGCAACAAGGCGGACAUCGAGGCGGGAGACCACAUUCAGAUCGCGCUGGAGGACGCACAGGCGUCCCUCGGCGCCGCGGGCCUCGCGUUGGCGUCCAACACCGGCGACGAGCUCAGCCCCGCCCUCGUGGCGGCCGCCGCCCGCCUCGUCCGCGACCUGGAAGUCGCGCGCGCCGCGAGCCAGCCGCCGGCCGGCUGGAUCUCGCUCCGCGCCUGCCGCAGCAAGUCGGCGCCCAGGCCAGAGCUCUACCUCGCCCGCCCGCGCACCCUCCAGGCCGCCGUGUAUGCCGACGAUAAGGUCGCCCCUGUCGUCGCGUACGACGAGAAGGCGACCCAGGCGACCGCGGCCGUCUAA